AUGUUUGGAUUUAAUUUAUUCUUUCGAAUCAAGACGGAAGAUUCCAUGGAUUUUGGUGUGAUAUUUUUGUUUUAUGGACUCUACUAUGGAGUGAUGGGAAGAGAUUUUGCAGAGAUUUGUUCUGAUUACGUGGCUUCCACUAUAGGCAUAAGUUUUUAUAAUGUCAGUGGGAUGCCUACAAGAAAUUUGUCCAAUGACAUCUGUGCCGUCUGUAGACAGAAAAUCUUUGUGGACAUAAAUGAGGAAGGGAUAAUUGAAAAUACCUACCAGCUAUCAUGCAAUCAUGUAUUUCAUGAAUUUUGCAUCCGAGGUUGGUGCAUUGUUGGCAAAAAGCAGAUUUGCCCAUACUGCAACGAGAAAGUUGAUUUGAAGAGGAUGUUAAGUAACCCGUGGGAGCGUACACAUGUUUUGUAUGGGCAACUGUUGGAUUGGCUCCGCUAUCUGGUGGCCUGGCAACCAGUUGUUAUAGGAAUAGUCCAAGUCAUUAACUAUUCGCUGGGCUUAGACUAGGAUAUGUGAUUAUACCCAGAAUGUAAAAUGUUGGGUAUUUCAAUAUGUAAAAUACUAUUUAUAUCCUGUAAUUAAUAUUGUAAAAAUAUAAUUAAGACUGAUCUCUGGUGUUCUUGUUGCACUGCUCUACAAGAGCCUCAGGUGGACCUCGCUGAUGUUACAGCAAUUCUACAUUACUUGAACAGCAUGAAAUUAAAACAUUUCCGAUUUUCUCAAAGUGUGCAUGGAAAGGGUCUCCUUGAAAGGAGCAUUUAUGACAGGACAAUGUUAGUAAAAGAAAUGGCUAUUUCUGAAUAUUGUUUUUAUAUUUGCUGCACUAGUAAGUAUGUCAAUAGCACCAACUGAUUGAUGUUCAAGCCAGAUUACUGAAAGACGGGUAGUGUAAAUAGGUAGCCACCUCUUGAGCACACUCUCCUGGCCUGGGUGGUUCUGCAGCACACUUUCUCAGUUUCCCUUUCUCCCAGGGCUCCUCAAAAAUGUCACCAAUUUCAUGUAAUUUUAAAAUAUCUCCCUUCUGGAGGGGGAUCCACUUUAGCCUAUAGAGACAUUAGUACUUCAUACCAGUUCCCCAGCGGGCCCCAGGGUUCUACAGUUUGAACAGUUCUCUCUCCUGGAGUCAGGAGUCCCUCCUUCUCAGAGCUGAGUUCAGUCUCUCUCAUUGAAUCAGGAGUCCCUAGCCCUCCUUCCUGAAGCUGGGUUAUAAUCCAAAGAGUCCCUUUAUUCCCUACAGGAAUCAGUCUCGCUCCUUACAGCACUGACCUGCAACAGCUUCUUCAGGCCAGUUGCUUCUGUUCUGCCUGACACUCCCAGCCCUACGUAGCUCAAGUGGGAGACAGUAAUACUCCAGUUCCUCACUCUCCCUCAGGCUUCUCCCUUAUAUCUGUUGGCCUGGCCUCAGUUAGUCAUGACCUCAUUUAUUAGUACUCAUCCUUCCCAUCUGGGGAGAGGAGCUAAGCUUGUCCCAGGUAGGGCUGUGGCCUAUCACCCCUUAAGGGGCCCAGCCACUCUGUGACAGGUAGCAUUGGCUGAUGAAAUUGAGGAUUGGCUCAUAAAACUUAAAUGCAACACUAGAGCUUGGCA
Trachemys scripta elegans is the source of this 1590-nucleotide messenger RNA. RefSeq names its product ring finger protein 175 (gene RNF175). Gene Ontology annotation, molecular function: metal ion binding; ubiquitin protein ligase activity. The record is from RefSeq and is a predicted model, not a curated record. NCBI's taxonomy places the organism in Eukaryota, Metazoa, Chordata, Testudines, Emydidae. Gene Ontology annotation, cellular component: Golgi membrane; endoplasmic reticulum membrane.